AUCAGUGCUGAGGAGCACGCGCCGGACGUGUUUAUUGUACGCCGUUGUUUAGUCUGCGCGUGCAUGUCCGACAGAAAUGAAGGAGAAACACUGACAGGUUUGUGCACAGGUUAGUACGCUAAUGCCCGAGUAAAGUUCCGGAAAAAAAGAUUAGCCGAGUACACCAUACACACGUCUCCAGAAGAGCCACGGUCUGUGCUGGACGGUCUGUGAAGUCAGGGCGCUCGGAUGGUGUGUGAGUGAUCGGGAUGACUAAAACCCCCGGUAGCGUUGCUCCAUGCGUCGGCGAUAUGAUCCACAGCUCCCACUGGCCGACCCAAGCCGCGCAGCACACCGAGCAGCAGAGCCGUGUUGUCGGCCUGUGUGUCGCUCCGCCUGAGCUGCCUGUGACUGGACAACCGCCUGUGGCCCAAACCGAACAGAAGCUCAAGCACGUGAGCAAUAGGGGACUUUCCUGCGGUUCUCAGGCCGAUGACGAGUCUCUGUGCUCGGACAGCGGCUGUGGCGGUUCCGUCGCCUCUUCUCCCGGGCAGAGGAAGCUCUCAGACUGCUCUUCCCCGGGCGCUUCUCCCACCUCCGUCUCUGACCCGUGUGAGCGCUUCAGUGGCAGUAACGAGGAGCAGGACACGGCGACUCGGAGCGAGACGGAGGAGAGUAAAAACAUUCAAGGCACCACAUCAGAAGAUCAGAAGUGCUCUUCCUGGUUCCAAGUGGUUGGCCAUGAAGGUAGUUUUCAGGCAGUCAGUGAUGGGGAGCUGCUGAAGAAGUACUGUAAAAAUGAGGAGGAGUGUCUGAAGCUGUUGAUGCAUGAUGUGCUCCGUCCCUUUGUGCCAACAUACUAUGGGGUGACCAAGCAAGAUAAGCAAAAGUACAACCACAUGGAAAACCUGCUCUCAUCUUUUGACUCGCCGUGCAUUAUGGACUGCAAAAUGGGAAGCCGGACCUACUUGGAGGAGGACCUGGAAAAUGAUGAGACUCCUCAGCCUCGUAAAGACUUGUAUAAGAAAAUGAUUGCGUUGGACCUAGAGGCUCCGACUGCAGAGGAAAAAGCCCAGCAAGCCGUGAUUAAAACCAGAUACAUGCAGUGGAGAGAGGCUCUCAGCUCCACAAUCACACUGGGUUUCCGUAUCGAGGGCAUCAAGAAAUCAGACGGCACCUGUAACACCGAUUUUAAAAAGACAAAGUACAAGGAGGAGGUGAUUAAGGCGCUAGAUGACUUUGUCGACCGUGAUGUCUUUCUGCUGACAAGUUACCAAAAGAAAUUAAAGGAGCUACGGCUGUUGCUUGAGAAUUCUGACUUCUUUAAAAAGCACGAGGUGGUGGGAAGCUCGCUGCUGUUUGUCCACGACCGGCGCGGCGGUCUUGGUGUGUGGAUGAUUGACUUUGGAAAGACUACUAAGGUGCCUUCUGAUCUCGUGAUAGACCAUCGCAGGAAGUGGGUGCCUGGUAACCAUGAGGACGGCUACCUCUGGGGCCUGGACAAUUUAAUUAACAUUUUCACUGAAAUGAUUUCUUGCAAUAAGAAACUCUUAAGUAAAUGAACUCUUAAGUAAAUGUAAAAGUGUAAAUAGCCUUUUAUUUUAUUUUUAAUAGUGUUUAUAUUUUAUGAAAUUUUUAUUUUUUCAUUGAAGAUGGAACCAGAAACUUUUUUUUUUUUUUAAGUACUGGAUAAAAUAAUUUGUACUAUAGGUUUCAGGUUUUCCAGUGCUGUUUUUAUGUUUAAAUCUGACACUUUUACCAUUAUUUUGCAACCGAUGUUAAUCACAGGUGCUUGCUACUGUUGCACCAAUUUAGGAAAAGAAGCAUUUAUUUAGAUUUUUGAUUGUUUAUGCAAUCGUACCGUGACCUGUGCUGUACUCCACAUUCCUAGAUUUUACUUGUAAGAAAGAUGUCCUCAAUGACCAGAAAUCUGUAUACCGCAUUGUUGAGUUCAAUCUGAGUGAUUUUGUAAUUUAAGACCCUACAUUAAGCUAGAUUUGUCCAUUUACUUAACAUGUAUAGUUUGUGUUUAAGUCUUGUUUCCUACUGACUAAAUGAUCAUAAUUCUGUGAUUUACAUUACUGUGAAUUGGCCUGUUCUGGUUCCGGAUACCACUACAGAUUUCUAUGCUGUAAUUUUAUCGUGUUGAUUUUAUUGUCGGCACAAUAAAUGUAAACUGGUGGUGGUAUUUA
Messenger RNA from Clarias gariepinus (North African catfish), 2171 nucleotides. RefSeq names its product inositol-trisphosphate 3-kinase Ca (gene itpkca). The coding region runs from base 249 to 1541 and encodes 430 amino acids. The record is from RefSeq and is a predicted model, not a curated record. Gene Ontology annotation, molecular function: inositol tetrakisphosphate kinase activity; inositol-1,4,5-trisphosphate 3-kinase activity. NCBI's taxonomy places the organism in Eukaryota, Metazoa, Chordata, Actinopteri, Siluriformes, Clariidae. The transcript has 7 exons. Gene Ontology annotation, cellular component: cytoplasm; nucleus. Gene Ontology annotation, biological process: inositol phosphate biosynthetic process.